GCUAAAAACUUCUUAGACUCUUCAUUAUCAUCUUUCUAUCUCCACAUUUUCCUACUUUUUUCAUCUCUCUAGUUUGCUUCUUCCUUGGCUUUUGAUUAUCUGCUGCUCCAUAUUAAUUCUCCAGCUUAUUUAUUCUUUAAAAUAUAUUGAUUUUAUGGACAAAGGAUGGGGUCUUACCCUUGAAAGUUCUUCUGAUAAAGUAGGUUUUUUCAAGAACAAGCCUUUUUUUGGUUUUAACUUAAGCCCAAGAUUGAACAAUAUCAAGGGUGGUGAAAUGUUUUCCGGAGCCGAAUUUCCGGCUGACGAGAAACGGCCGGGCAUGGUUAAUGAAGUUGACUUCUUCUCUGAGAAGAAGUCUAUUCAUGAUGUCGUUGUAAAGAAGGAGAAUUCUCAGGGUAAUAAUACUAUGAGGACUGAUUUGUUUGUACAUACUGGUUUGCAACUUGUGACUGCAAAUACUGGAAUUAGUGAUCAAUCAACAGUAGAUGAUGGGAUUUCAUCAGAAGUUGAAGAAAAAAGAACUAAAAAUGAGCAGUUGGCACAAUUGCAAGUUGAGCUGGAAAGGAUGAAUACUGAAAAUCAACGUCUAAAAGGGAUGCUUACUCAAGUUACCAACAGUUAUUCUGCACUUCAGAUGCAUCUUGUUACCCUCAUGCAACAGCAACAACAGCUGAUUUCAAGAACUGAAAGUCCACAUAACCAUGAGGUUGUUGAAGUGAAGUCUGAAGAGAAGAAUCAAGAAAAAGAUGGGGACAUAGUUCCAAGACAAUUCAUGGAACUAGGUCCAAGUAGUGCGAAAGCUGAUCCAGUGGACGAGCCAUCUCAAUCUCAUUCAACAUCAGAAGAGAGAACACAUUCUGGAUCACCUCGUAACAAUAUGGAAAUGUCAAGAGAUAAGGCAAUUGGCAGGGAAGAAAGCCCAGAAUCUGAGAGUUGGGUUCCCAACAAGGUUCCUAAAUUGAUGAAUUCCUCAAAACCUGUUGAACAAACAACAGAAGCAACCAUGAGGAAAGCUCGUGUUUCUGUCCGUGCCCGAUCAGAAGCUCCCAUGAUAAGUGAUGGUUGCCAGUGGAGAAAAUAUGGUCAGAAGAUGGCAAAAGGUAAUCCAUGUCCACGAGCUUAUUAUCGUUGCACCAUGGCUGUUGGUUGUCCAGUGCGCAAACAGGUGCAAAGGUGUGCUGAGGACAGAACAAUCUUAAUAACAACAUAUGAAGGUACACAUAACCACCCACUACCACCAGCAGCCAUGGCUAUGGCAUCCACCACUUCAGCAGCAGCAAACAUGUUGCUGUCUGGUUCAAUGCCAAGUGCUGAUGGUUUAAUGAAUACAAAUUUCCUAGCAAGGACCAUUCUUCCAUGUUCAUCAAAUAUGGCAACUAUUUCAGCAUCAGCUCCAUUUCCUACUGUAACAUUGGACCUUACUCAAAAUCCAAAUGCAAUGUCUAAUUAUCAUCAAAGAAAUCCAGCUACACAAUUCCAAGUUCCUUUACCAGCUGGUCUUAAUCAUCCGAAUUUUGUUGGUUCAAUGUCAGCUCCACAAAUGCCUCAGGUUUUGGGCCAGGCUUUGUAUAACCAAUCAAGAUUUUCAGGUUUACAAGUCUCUCAAGACAAUAUUCACCACCCCUCAUUUUCUGAUACACUUUCCGCCGCCACGGCCGCCAUCACUGCCGACCCCAACUUUACUGCCGCCCUUGCCGCCGCCAUCUCCUCCAUCAUCGGUGGUUCCCAUCCGAACAAUGGCAACAACCCCACGUCCGGUCCCACAAGCAAUAGCAACAAGACUAGCAGUUUCUCAGGGAACUAAUAAAGGAAAUAAUAUCAGCAUAUUAUUUUCUUUUGUAAACUUGCUGUCAAUUACCAAUAGUCUUCUUUAUCCAUUUUUUUUUUGGUCUUUUUUUUUUUUUUUUUUUGUAUUAUCCCUUUCUUAGGACAUUAGGGGCUGAAACUUGGAAAGAAUUUACAUGUUCAUACCUUUUUGCUUGUAUUAUUAUCUGGGGGGAAAAGGGAAACUUAAGUUAUUUUCAUUCUUUCAUUCUGAUUUUGGACUUUGGGUAUACACACAAAAGCAAAGGCAAUGUACGUAGUUACUUAAUUAUAUCAUCUUCUGUUUCUCGUACUUUGGAUUAAA
This is a messenger RNA of Nicotiana tabacum (common tobacco), 2128 nucleotides long. RefSeq names its product WRKY transcription factor 6-like. NCBI's taxonomy places the organism in Eukaryota, Viridiplantae, Streptophyta, Magnoliopsida, Solanales, Solanaceae. The record is from RefSeq and is a predicted model, not a curated record. Gene Ontology annotation, molecular function: DNA-binding transcription factor activity; sequence-specific DNA binding. Gene Ontology annotation, biological process: regulation of DNA-templated transcription.